AUGGCACCGCACCAGUCCAUGCUGCCAGUGCGCAGAGACCGCCCACCUUCAAGCGCCCUCCCUCGCCCUGUCCCCCUCCCCACCUCGUCCUCAGUCAACACGCGCCCUCUCGCACCACCGGCCACGCCGGGUCGUAGUCUUUGCGACUUGAGCCGCUUCGACCUCGAUGCCCUACUCGACUCGCCCACCUCGGACAACCACGGCGCCCUCAUCGACCAGGCCGAGCCCAGCUGGCUCGCCGACCAGAGCGCCUUCACCCUCGGCGCAAGGACACCUGCGCGCGCAAGAGCCACCGUCCUCGUCGACGACGAGUCGAUGCUCCAAGACGGCACGUUCGCGCAAGGCGGCGACAGCGAUGGCGAGGCGACGCAGGACGACCUCGUCGAGACGGUCGACAACCAGCUCGAGCUGCAGGUUCCGCAAGCCGAUGUCGCGUCCUCAACGACUGCCGAGCCGGCCCCGGCCAACAGUCGACCGCCCUCCUCCCCGACCAGCUUCGCGGCACCCCUCACCGUCGAGUCGUCGCCUGCCCGCGACCUGUCCGCGCCCUCCUCCGCCGCGUUCACCGAGCCGUCGGCGGCGUCCAGCGUCGGGACGCUGCCACCGGCCGUCGCGCCUGUUCCGCCGUCGCCCCCGGCCGCUUGCCCGCUCCGCCUCGACCCGCCGCCGCCCGCCGUCGAUGCGGUCGGCACGGCGAGAGCGCGAUCGUCGAGUCGGACGCCGGCCCUGUCAGCUGCAACGCCUCCUCCAGUCGACCGCCGUGCGACGCUCGACCGCCUGUCGGCAGCUGCGGCUCGUCCGCUCGUCGUCGACGCCCGCGCUGUCUCUGCGCCGACCGAGGACGUCGCAGGCCUACGCCGAGACGUGUCCGACGUUGUCGACGAGCCCAAGACCGUCUCGCCGUCGCGCUCGCCCAAAAACGAGCGGGCUCAGCAGCCGUCGCCUGCGCCUGCAGCCGUCGCUCUCGGCGCCAAGACGGCGCCGGUCAACGAGGACGAGGCAGCUUCGUCGGCGCCGCAAGUCGUCGAUGGGCCGCCUCGACCGCCGACGCGGGGCAUCCCGCCGCCGCUCGUCCAACCCGCACCUGUCGCCCGCCAACCCCUCGCGAUCGCGUCCCGCCCUCCUCGUCUCCUCGCCUCCUCCUCCUCCCUUCCGCCUCCCGCCGAGCCGGUCAAGAAGCGUCUCACAGCCGAGAAGGGCGUGCCCGACGUCGACGAGGAGGCCAGGCGUCGAGUGCGCGAGGCCAAGGCCGAGCGCGAGCGGGCCGCGCGAGAGCGCAAGGAGCGACUCGGGCGCGAGGCGGCGGCCAAGAAGGCGGGGCAGCGGCGUCCAAGGGGCGUGGCGCAGGACGAGGUGGACGGUGUCGAGGCGGCGCGAGCUGGGCAGGGCACGAGCACGACCGCGAGUGCGCACGAGCCCGUUCCCGCGCCCGUUCCUGCGCCUGCACCCGCUUGCGAGCCUGAGCCCGCAUCGGCGCGCUCCUCGCUCGCGCGUACCGAGCUCGUCGGCGGCGACGUGUACGACGACUCGCCCCUGCCCAUCCUCGCCUUCGACGCCGACUCGUCGCUGCCCUCGAUGGGCGCGCCGCUCGACUUUGCCGGGCCCGAGCAUCAGCGCGGCCGGCUCGCUCUCGGCCUCGGCGUCAAUGCGGCGCAGGCGCAGGGCGUCACGAGCACGCCGGCGCGGCCCGCCGCCCGCAAGGCCGGCCGGGAGCUCGUCGCUGAGAAGGCCGACGGCCAGACCGCGCCGCAGCGCGAGCCCCAGGUGAGCAGGGCUUCGAUCGCCUCGACGCCUGCGCCUCUCGGCGAGGAGCCCGUCGCGCCGGCGCCGACCGAGGUCAAGCUGGAGGAGCAGAACGAGGGCGACGAGCUCGGCUCGGCGUCGGGCGCGCAGGUCAAGCGUCGUCGGCGGGCCUCGCGCCUCACGCUCUCCAAGGCCGGUCCGAGCGACCUUGUCGCCUCGAUGUCGUCGGCCCACCGCCGCGUCGCACGACCGUCGAUGGGCAAGGCGGUCCGGGUGGUGCUCCUUGCGCCCGGCCCGGCGGAUCCCGCCGCCAGUACCGCCGCAGGGCCUGCGCUCCUCGCGGCAUCGGCGUCGUCGAGUUCUGGUACGCUGUCGCGCUCGCAGCGGCGCGCAUCCCGCGUCCCGGCCGACUCGGCCCCGGCCGCCAACGUCGUCCCGCCUGCGCGUGCCUCGACGGCCACUUUCGACGCCUCGUCCUCGAGCCGCCGCCCCGGACGCAGCUCGCUCGCACCUGCACCGCCCACGCCGCCGACCAGGCCCGCCAAGGCGACCCGCAUCGCCGAGUCGACCCGCAUCGAGGAGACGGUCUCGCUGUCUGCCUCCGGCACGCUCAAGACGUCGGCAAGGCGCGCCUCAAGGCUCUUUCCGGUCGCCGAGGAGCAGGUCGCCGUCCAGGAGACGGCGCAUGGAGCUACGACCUCGCCCUUGAGGGCGCCGGUCUCGUCGGCGCCGCUCAAGCCCUCGCACACGGCGUCGACUUCCCGCCCUCGGUCCGCCUCGACCUCGCAGCCUCACGUCCUGAACGCCACCGUGGCACACCAACACGUCUACGUCGAGCCACCUCGCGUCCCGCCGCCGCCGGGCAAGGUCAUCGGCGGCGUCACGCUCCCGUCGUCCUUCUCGUUCGCCGACGCCGAGUCGGAGCUUGCGGCCGUGCGCGAGGCCGAGAGGGUACGCCGCGUCGAGGAGAAGGAGCGCAGGGAGCGGCAUGUCGAGGAGGUGGUCGAGGAGAGGAAGAGGAAGAGGGACGAGGUCGGUGGGUGGGCUGUCGCGAGCAGUGGAGCGGCCAAGGAGGGGCAGGAGCACAAGCGUCAACGCCUCGUCGACCCGCUCGCCCGCUCGACCUCGUCGGCCGCACCGCCAGUCCGCUCGGCGCCGCCGCAUCUCGCCUCGUCCUCGCCCGCCCGAGUUGUCCCGCACCUCGGCCUUGCCCCGACCAUCGAGCGCUCGCACCUGCGCUCGUCCUCACCCGCCGCACAGCACGCGGCCGUGCCCGCCGCGCCUGCGCACGAGCCCGUCUCGGCGCCCGAGCCUGUCGCCCUCACGCGCGAGGCGCUCGAGCGCAACACGCGCCGUGCGGGUCCGAGGGUCGACCUCGACCGGAGAGUGUCGCUGUGGGCGUCCGAGGGGCGGCUCGAGGACGUCGAGGAGGAAGUGGAGGACGUGCAGGAGGCGGCGGUCACCGCGGUGGCUGCAGAAGCAGUGGCGCAGCAGGUCCAGGCUCGUCGGGAGCAGGGGAUGGUGCUCGAGCAGCAGCAGGAGCACGUCGAGGAGCAGGGGCAAAUUGAGCAGCCCUUCCCGACCAACGUCGCGCCCGGCCUGUCGACCUCGUCGAACGUCGUCGACGCCGUCGCCGCCGCCGCCGCCGCCGCCGAGCGCGCACCCGAGCCCGCCGCCGCAUCCACCUCGACCGCCACCGCGUCCUACGCCCAAGCCCGCGCACCCGGGCCAUCCAGCUCCUCCGCCGCAGCGGUAGCCUGCGUCUCGCGCCGUGUACCGCCGCAAGGGCCCGCACCAGCAGCGCCGGCAGCACCUCGUCGCGCUCAGGCCUCGGCGACGGCCCCGGCCUCGCCGCUCUUCACGGCGCAGCUUGGCGCGUGGCAAGCGCGCGAGCGCAGCACGCUCGGCGGUGCCCGUGGCGUCCAUGGCCCUGCACGCGUCCCUGCGCCGGCUUCCGCUGCGGCGCCGCCGCACGCGGCCGGCACGAGGGUCCGCCGCGCGCUCGAGGCUGUUGCGCCGGCUCGCCCGGGCCCGGUCAAGCGCGCGCGCAUCGUGAGCGGGCCUGCUCCGGCUCCCGUGACCAAGGGCGCGCCGCCGGUGGCGGGUCCGCGGCGCGCGCCGGUCGCCGUCCAGCGGGCCAAGGAGAACGCGCCGGCCGGUGGCUCGAGCGCCGGGGCAGGAGCAGCUGCAGCGCCCAAGACGGGCGUCGCGGCCGAGCUCGAGCAGCUGCGGCAGGCGCGCGCAGAGUGGAGCGAGCGGCAGAAGCGGCGCGAGGAGGAGGUCCGGCGGCGCAGGGAGGACGAGCGCAAGCGCGAGGCGGAGCAGGAGCGCGACAAGCUGGCGCAGCUGCGCGCGUCGCUCGCGCGAGGUGGGCCGCAGCCGGGCGCCAAGGGCGGCGCUCGCCGGGCAGAGAGGGUCUGA
Messenger RNA from Rhodotorula graminis WP1, 4164 nucleotides. RefSeq lists its product as uncharacterized. The transcript is spliced from 5 exons. Lineage: Eukaryota; Fungi; Basidiomycota; Microbotryomycetes; Sporidiobolales; Sporidiobolaceae. Bases 1 to 4164 code for a protein of 1387 amino acids. The record is from RefSeq and is a predicted model, not a curated record.